UAUUACCUGGAGGACUUCUCACUCAUUCUCCAUCAUCAACCGUAUCAGUUCAUCGUCGUCUGCCACCAUUACCAAUUAAUUCAUUAUCAACAACAAUUAUCACUACUACUACAACUGAUAUUAUCACUACCAUUACUAAUUACACAACUACCACUACUGCUUCAUUCACUGGACAUUUUAAUCCAACAGCAUCUUCGAUGUCAACAAAUUUAUUUUCACCAUCAACAAUCGUUUCUCGUCCUGUUCAAUCAGUUCCUAAAGAAGAUCACAGGAUUUGCUUUGGUACAGAAUCAAUAGUGGAUCGUUCACUGUUACUUUUUGAAGAUAGCUAUUAUGAGGAUAGUAAUCUCAAUGAUAAUCAACUUCCAUCCAAAAAAGUACUUUCACAAUUUGGUCAGGAAGAUUCGUCCGGUGUGUCAAGUUGUUGUACCGGUUUGGAACAGUUUAAUCCGACACAUCGAGUACAUUCAUCAUUUAUUCCACGACAUGAUGAUGAAGUACUUCUGGAAAUUGGCGAUGCGAUUCAUGUGGAACGAGAAUGAAUAAAUCUAAGAACCAAUCAACACGGUAUAUUUCCAUCAGCGCAUGUUUGCGAAAUUGAUUUGGUCGAAGAAAUUUGCAUGGGAGCCUUACCAAGUAAUCUUAAUCAAGCAAUGACUAAUGAACGUGACACAUUUUAUUUGACAAUGUUAGCAUCAAUUGAAGUUGCGCAUCAUAAAGGAAAUGAUGUUCUUGUGCAGGCGGUACUCAGUGUUUAUAAAAAUAAGGUGGAAAUAAUCGUACCACAAACGGUACUAAUGGAAGUAUCAUUUCGUGGCAUACAUAUUAUCGAUAAACGACGAAAGAAUGUAAGUUAUUGA
This is a messenger RNA of Acanthocheilonema viteae, 860 nucleotides long. NCBI's taxonomy places the organism in Eukaryota, Metazoa, Nematoda, Chromadorea, Rhabditida, Onchocercidae. The record is from the annotation of a GenBank genome assembly.